AAUUAGCACAUCGUUUAUUGGAUUAUAAUCUUCCUGUUCGGAAAAAGAUUGAUAAAAUAAAAUUAUCAACAGAGCUGGCAUGGCCAAAAGUACUUAAUGUAUCAAUUAAUAGAAUUGCCGAG
Molecule: messenger RNA, 122 nt
Organism: Diversispora eburnea
Lineage: Eukaryota; Fungi; Glomeromycota; Glomeromycetes; Diversisporales; Diversisporaceae
Source: the annotation of a GenBank genome assembly